Boleophthalmus pectinirostris (great blue-spotted mudskipper) is the source of this 4088-nucleotide messenger RNA. RefSeq names its product transcription factor E2-alpha-like. Lineage: Eukaryota; Metazoa; Chordata; Actinopteri; Gobiiformes; Gobiidae. Gene Ontology annotation, molecular function: protein dimerization activity; DNA-binding transcription factor activity, RNA polymerase II-specific; RNA polymerase II cis-regulatory region sequence-specific DNA binding. The record is from RefSeq and is a predicted model, not a curated record. Gene Ontology annotation, cellular component: transcription regulator complex. Gene Ontology annotation, biological process: regulation of transcription by RNA polymerase II. The coding region runs from base 10 to 2001 and encodes 663 amino acids. The transcript is spliced from 19 exons.
ACUGAUAGCAUGUGUCACUCUUGUGCUUUGUGUUCACUCAUGUGUUCCUCUCCUCUGUGUCAGUCAUUGCUGAGACGGAAAGGGCCCAGUGAUCAGCCGCGCAGAAUGGCUGCGGUUGGAACAGACAAGGAGCUCAGCGAUUUGCUGGAUUUUACUGCGAUGUUUGAGCUUCCUGUUUCAAAUGGCAAAAAUCGUCCAACCACUCUCGCCAGCCAGUUUGGAGGUGCAGAUGAGAGGAAUGGGUCCGGUCCCUGGGGACAAGGAGAGCAGAACAGUCCAUCCUUUAACCAGACAAGGAGUUACGGUGAAGGAAACCUUUACAGUGAGCAGGAUGGCAUCACUUCUGGUCCCCUCUUUGGCUCAGGAGCUGUUGGGAAGGCUGAUCGUGGAGCAUACACUUCAUUUGCAACACAGCCGGGAUUUAUGCCCAGUGAAAUGCCCCUGACCAGCCCUGAUGCUCUCUCACCGACCGGCCCCAAGUCAAACUCUCAGUUUUAUGCCUCUUAUGGGGGAGCCAAUAUUCGCCGACGACCUGCACAAGAACCCAUUGACACACAGCCAAAAAAGAUCAGGAAGGUCCCACCUGGCCUACCAUCUUCGGUGUAUGCAUCAGCAACUGGAGAGGAAUUUAGCAGAGAGAAUGCUGCUUACCCAAGCUCUAAAGCAGGAAAUGUCUACCCUCCAUCUUACUACAUGCAAGAAGGUCUCCAUCCUCCCUCAGACCCAUGGGGCUCUGGCGGGUCGAUGGUGCAGCCUGGUUAUCCUGCCGUACAUGGCAACACCCCCCAUCUGAGCCAUGGCCCCUUCUCAGCCAUCAACCCCCAGGACAGAAUGAAACGGCAGCCACUGCCCCUGUCUCCGCAAAACUACCCCCUGCAUGGCAGUGAAGUCAAUGGAGCUCAUCCGGCUGGCUUCCAAUCCGGCUCCAGCAGCUUUGGAGUCCCCUGCCACACUCCUCCCAUUGCCGGCACUGACACUCUAAUGGGUAAUCGUGGGGCAGUUCCUGGAAGCUCAGGCGAUGAAAUUGGAAAAGCUCUGGCUUCUAUUUACCCUUCAGACCCAAACAGCAGUGCCUUCCCUCCGUCCCCAUCCACCCCUUCUGGCUCGCCUGAGGCUGUAUCAGCUUCUGCUUCCCAGUGGACUCGGUCUUCAAGCCAAACCACUCCUUCCCCUAAUUUUGAAGAGUCAAUACAGCCCAUGCAAAAUAAAAUGGAUCGCCUGGAGGAAGCACUGAACGUUCUUCAGCGUCAUGCUAGUGGACAAGGAGGGCCAGGAUCUACUGAGAUGCACAACCUGAUUUCGUCUAGUCUCGGGUUAGCACAGGCCUUUGGUGGAACGCUAGGACUUGGCAGCCGUCUCUCAGGACUGGGAACCAGUCACCAUGAGGACUCUGUAAGUCUGCCCUCUAGUGGUGGACUGCUGAAUAGCCACCUUGGUCCUGCACCGAUUCAGUCUGGUCCUCAACCUGAAACUUUUAGCAAUCUGUCUGGUGGAUUAAACCGUUCAAGUAUUCCUGAAAUCAAGCGUGAGAGAAAGGAGGAUGACGAGAACUGCUCUGUCACAGAUAAGUCCGACGACGAGAAGAAGGACUUAAGGAACCGCAUUCGAACAAGCAGCUUCAACCCCCUUUCUCCUGGCAGCAGCGUGGUCUCAGUGAGCGAUGAGAACCUGACUGCUGAAGAGAAGGAGCAAAGGGAGCGAGAGCGCCGCCUAGCUAACAAUGCCAGAGAGAGGGUGCGUGUGCGAGACAUUAACGAGGCCUUCAGAGAGCUGGGCAGGAUGUGUCAGGUCCACCUCCAGAGCGACAAAGCCCAGACCAAGCUGGUCAUCCUGCAGCAGGCCGUCCAGGUCAUAAUGGGCCUGGAGAAGCAGGUGCGAGAGCGAAAUCUAAACCCUAAGGCGGCAUGUCUCAAAAGGAGAGAGGAGGAUAAAGUUUCUGGGGUGGACCAACAGAUUCAUCGAGGGACUCACCCAGGUUUGGGGGGAGAUGGACACCUGUAAUACUCAGUUAUGGUUGAUUGUACAGCGCUGAAAACAUGUGGCCUUAAAACAGUAUAUCAUUGUUGUCCAUCUUAAUAGAGUGUGUUAAUCAACUUCUACAAAACACACUUCCUUCCAUACUGAAAAGCAGUUGGCCACAUUCCUUUGGAUUUACAGAAAAAACAUGUUACUGAAAUAAAGAACUAGGGAUGACAGUUUUGAGAAAAGGACAAGGAUGACAUUCUGUUUUGUUUUUUUUGUACGUUACAUGUUGGAAGCAAAUGUUACUUGGAUCAAUUGCUUAUAUGAGAAAACUGAAAGAAAUGUUUUAUUGGAUCAUUUGAUUGGCAUUCCUGACUUAAAAAGUAUGGAUUAUUGUUCGAAAUGACUGAAUGAACCUAUAAGACUCACUAUGCGUGAAUUAUUUUGUACUGUGGAUCCUGAGUCUUACCUCGAAGCGUCCUGUACAUUUGUUAUUGUCACUGCCAUGCAAGUGGAAUAGAGAAAGGAAAGAGACCCACCACACAAACAAACCUGAGCAGAGACUCUGGAAAAAGUGAAUCUACAGUGAAUCAAACGUGUCAAUGGAUUUCCAAACUAUUCCUCUAUGAGGCGUUUAUUGGACUCCAGUGCAGAUGACAACACCUCUGCCCCAUCUUCACCAUCAUUUUGUCAGCAGUGCCCUGAGUAAAUCCACUUCGGUAUUUACAGCUCAAAUUUCAUACAAUCGUCAGAACAUUUGUAUUAUGUGACUGUUGCCUCUUUACCAGCUGAAGUGCAAGUUGAUGAAAGGGAUCAUGAGUUUUACUGAAUGGACAAUUUUCUGUAUUGCCAUUGACUGACCACGUGGAGGCGUUUUGCAUUCUUAUUUUUAAACAAUUGCCUGUAUGAGAAUUUUCCUUUUGUAUAAUGUUUUUUUUUUACUUUGUAAAAUAAUUGUGUAUAAUUGAAGUUUUCAUUUAAAAUGAUCUUUGUUUACAUACAUUGCCUUGAAAAUAUAUUCUGCCACAAUCCCUUUUUUCUAAUUCUAAAAUAUAAAACAUUUAAUAUUUUAUCACCCUCUUAAUUGACCAUAAAAUUACACUUGAUUGAAUUAUCUUUGACUGACAGUUUUGUGUUUGCUUGGGGCUGAAAAUGUUUUCAAUGCAUUGUAGGUUCAGUUGAGAUUACAGGAACAAAUGAGGUAUUGUGCCAGGUGCUCAGAUAUGAAUCUAAUGUUCAUGUUCCAUUGGUAUUUUAAUUGCCUCUUUUUAACUGGCCAGUUAAUUGGAUCCUAGUGAUACACAUGAUACCCAUCCUGUUUAAAAGGGAACAACAGUUACCACUGUGAAAUUUUCCCCUUCACAUUUUCAGCUCUUGUAUAAUUUUUGCUUUUUCAUGUAAUUGGCAACUCGGUUGCAAUAUCUGCAUAGUUUGUGGUAUACUGUUCUUGAGUCUAUACUUAAAACCACGUGAAGACAAACUAAACUCAAUCAUCAGGGUGGCCUUAGUUCUGGUGUUGCAGAUUUUUCAUACUGAUUACUCACUAGUGCCUGCAUAAACCUCUACUACAUGGUGGAAGAUGUAUCUGUAGAUUUAUUUGUUGUACUGUUAAAAAUUAUGGACUCCCGUGAUAUAUCUGACUGUGUCUUUGACCAUCUGAAUUAUUAAUUAACUAGUCUUUCGGUGUUCACCUUGGACACUUUAUCAAAAAAAAAAAAGCCCUAAAUUUGAUGUACUUAUUUUGUUGAAUAGUAUGACCUUGACUAACAUCUGUUUUGUUUUGAACUAUACAAGAUAUUUGAUCAGAAUUACGAUUAUAAGUUGGCACUGCUCUGACAGUAUUUGGUUUACCUUUGUCCACUUUUGCCCAUUUUUCUUUAAUUCUGCUAUUAUUUUACUCAUCAAACAGAAGAGGUAUGCAUACUUCUAAUGUAAACUGCAACAGCUUAUCAUAUCUUCAUAACAGAUAUCUGCUGCAGAUAAGUGUCUUCACUCAUGUUUGGGGACAAUUUCUACAGGUUGUCCUCAAAGUGCCUCCAGUUUCUUAUUUUUUAUAUAUAAAGUAGAAAUUGAGAGCUGUUGUGUAUAUAACAGUAAUGUAGCAAUAAAUGUGCCAUUAAAAAGUU